CUGAGAACGAGCAUAUUUCAUUAAGUUGAUGACCUGCAACUAUGGCCCAGUAUAUGGAUUCUGAUUAUCCUCUUACCGAUAAGUUCCCUGACAAGAGUGAGCGCUCAAUGUCACUACCUUACAACUCAGUGGACCUUGAAGAGCAUAUCAAGCCACCACUCAAUAUUAAAGAAGUCAUUUUGAAGAAAACUGAACACUGCUGUAGAAGUACCCCAGGAAAAUUAGGCAGAUUUUUAUUUGAACUUUUCCCCGUACUUACUUGGCUUCCUCGCUAUAAGAUUAAGGAAUACUUACUAGGUGACAUUGUGUCUGGAAUCAUAGUUGGCCUUAUUACCAUUCCUCAGUCCAUUGCGUAUUCACUGUUGGCAAGCCAAGAUCCCAUUUAUGGCAUAUACUCUAACUUUUUUUGCUGUAUUAUCUACUUUUUGAUGGCUACAUCUCACCAUAAUUGUGUUGGCACAUAUGGGGUUCUGUGUCUGAUGAUAGGCGAGUCAGUAAACAAGCACCUAAAAGCAGCAGGUUUCCCUGAAGAGGGUGACAUGAUAUUAAAUUCAACACUUGUCAGCAAUGGAACUGUAUGUGAUCGAGGCUGCUAUGCGAUUAUGGUAGCCACGUCUUUAACUUUUAUGGUUGGACUUUACCAGGUGCUUUUGGGAUUCUUUCGCCUAGGUUUUAUCUCAAUGUAUUUAUCUGAACCCUUACUGAGCGGCUUUGUUACUGGGUCUUCACUCACCAUCAUAACCUCCCAGAUUAAAUAUAUUUUAGGCUUAAAGAUUCCUCGUCGUGACGGUGUUGGGGCAGUGAUUAUGACAUGGAUUGAUGUUUUCUCAAACUUAAAAACUGUCAACAUUUGUGACUUAGUGACAAGUGUUGUUGCAACAGUUGUUAUGCUACCAAUCAAAUUCCUUAAUGAUCUAUAUAAGUCUAAGAUGAAAUUUCCAAUUCCAGUUGAGCUGUUUGUUAUCAUUGUGGCCACUUUGGUUUCCCAUUUUUUUAAUUUCAAUGGCAAGUAUAACUCAUCAAUUUGUGGAACAAUUCCUACUGGAUUUCUGCCCCCAAAAGCACCACAGUGGGGUUUGAUUCAAAGAGUCGCAACUGAUGCAAUCCCCAUUGCUAUAAUUGGGUUUGCAAUGACAGUAUCCCUGGCUGAAAUAUUCGCUAAAAAACAUGGGUAUACUGUCAGUACUAGCCAGGAAAUGAUAGCUGUAGGCAUGUGCAAUCUGAUCCCAUCUUUCUUUUACUCUUUUGCAAGUUGUGCUGCUCUAGGCAAAACCCUACUUAAAGAAUCUACUGGUGCCAGCACUCAGCUCAAUGGGAUUGUGUCUUCCAUAGUAUUGGUACUAGUACUUCUAUCUAUUGCGCCACUCUUCUACUCACUGCAAACCUGUAUUUUAGGAAUUAUCACAGCUAUUAAUUUUAAGAGUGCAAUUAUGAAAUUUGGAGACACUCCAAAAAUGUGGAGGAUUAGCAAAAUGGACACAAUCGUAUGGUGGGUCAGCAUGUUAGCUUCUACUGUGAUUUCUUCUGAGAUUGGACUGUUGGUCAGUGUCUGCUUUUCCAUGCUGUGUGUGAUAUUUCGUACACAGAGGCCAAGGGCUACUCUUUUAGGCCAAGUCAGUGGAACAGAGAUUUACGAAGAUCAGCUUAAAUACAAACAGUUGGACAAUGUGCCAAAUAUUAAAAUAUAUCGAUUUGACGGUUCUCUGUACUAUGCCAACAAGGAUUAUUUUAAAUCAACCUUGUAUAGCAAAACUGGUGUUAACCCAUCAUUAGUGUUAACUUUACAAAGAAAAGCCAAAAAGGAAGAGGAUAACACCAAUACACAAGCGAAGUGUAGUUUUUUUUCAAAGCUGAAUAUAAUUAAAAUAGAAUGUAAACCCCACAAAUCUACUGAUACAUCCAUCCCAGAAAUUAAUAUGCAUUCGCUUAUAAUUGACUGUAGUGCUAUGCAGUUUGUUGAUAGUGUAGGGCUCUCUGUGCUCAAAGAGAUCCGCAAUGACUAUGGGGAGAUUGGUAUUCGGGUGUUUCUAGCAAACUGCAAUCCUUCAGUCCGCCAACUACUUCACAGAGGUGAAUUUUUUAGCGGAGCCAAUAACUGUAUUGGUGAACAUGCAUUUCACAGUGUUCAUGACGCAGUAACAUUCGCUGAGAGGCAGUUCGAAAAGGAAACAAGGUUAAAACAUAAUGAAGGUUCCUUCUCAGCUACUACUGAAGGAGGCAAUGAAGGUACAAAACAAUGAAAUACUUUUACUGCAAGCGAGUAUUUAAUAAUAAUUGCUUAUCUUGUUGCAAGCAUUAAUAUUUUUGCUUAUUUUCUGAACUGAUAUAAAGAGAACUUACAAACCUCUAUGACAUGAGAAGAUCACUUUAAUAUUUUUAUAUUUAAACAUACACACGUUUUAAUCAGAACUGACUCGUUUCAUUUAUUUUUUAUUUUUUUAGAAUAAGCUGCCAUGUGUGGUUACAUGAGGAAUAGUACUAUUUCUGACCAAUACAUGACUUGUAUCUGGAACUUUUUGGCAGUCUUUUCACUCAGUAGACUGUAAGGGCGCAUUCACACAACCGUAGUGUUUAGAGGUCCGCAAAUUGCAGUUCCACAAAACACAUAUAUCAACCCAUGUGCAUUCUGCAAUUUGCGGACCCCACAUGACCGGAACUGCUAUAGAAAUGAUCUAUUUUUUUUCCGAGGCCACUACGGAAAAGAUCACACCUUGGGCUGUCCGCAUCUUUUACGGUCCCAUUAAAAUGAAUGUGUUCGCACAUGUCCCGCAAAAUGUGUGGUUAAAUUGCGGAUCCGCAAAACAUGGAUACUGACCCGUGUGCCGGCACUGCGAUACGAAUGCUGUAUCUUUUUUUGUGGAGCCGCAGAACGGAGGUAUAGAUGCGGACAGCACACGGUGUGCUGUCCCGAUCUUUUGCAGCCCCAUUAAAAUGAAUAGGUCCGCACUCGUUACGCAUACGGCUGUGUGAAUGUGUAACGCCCCAGAGUGGCAUUACCACUCCUAUGCCCUGCUUCUAUCUGUGUAUGCUAAUAUCAUUUCAUCUAUGCAUUUAUUCCAAGUCAUCCACAUUGUGCAUUUCCUAUUUCUAUGAAACUGUAUAUGUUCAUGUAAUGUACCUGGUUCACCAGUAGGUGGCAGCAAGCAUGGCAGAGCUACAGAGAGAAUGGAACCCUUCUUUCCAUUCUAACCCUCUCUAUAAGGAAGGGUGGAGACUAGUUAGUUAGAAGUCAGUCCUAGCUUACCCCAAGCUAGGUGAAGGUGUGCAGGGCCACAUCUCUUCAGGACAUGCCCAGCCAAUCAAAGAAAACCAGCUAGAGCACCUUCAGCUCUGCUGGAUAUAGAGGCCAUAGCUUGGAGCCUCAGGAGCCAGGAGGAAAAGUUCCCUGGACAAAUCUAGUGUCAAACUAGAGAAGAAAAGUUGCAGAAGCAGAGACUCUAUUUAAGCCUGUCAGUACAGCAGAGUCAGAGAGCAACCGAUGUAGCAGAGUUGAGUUUGUUUUCCUGCCACAAUUAAUGCUAAAGCCUGCUGGGAACCAAGACAAAGUCUGUACAUCGUUUGGAGAAAUAUUUAUGGAAGGUAAAGCUGUUUUUCAACUUCAUCACAAUGUCUGGACUCAAUUUAUUCUUCAGCCCACAAUUCAACUACCUUCUUUGUCUGCUUCAGAGCCAACGCCUGGCGUUCCAGCAUAUCCAGGUGGGAGCACCGUGGCACGUGCACAAAACAUUUAAGGGAUAUUAUAGGCCACCCUAUACUACUCGGCCAUUUCUACACCUGGGUACCACCAACACCAUUUCUUGAAGGGACUCCGUCCUAUUGUUGCUUUAUUGCAACUAGCAUCACAAAACACUUAUCUCAUCUUAAAGGGACCCCUUGCGUACCGUUCCUCUGUUGCAAAUGUGCACAAAUUUUCAGUAGAGUCUAACUGGUUUCAUGUCUGCAGAUACACAGGACAUGAAUGAACAGGAGAUACUCCUGCCUAACUCUUUAUAGAACGACUGGAAAUGGAGGUCAUACACACCAAAACUAAGCUGUUUAGUUGUGUAUUUAACAACAGCAGUCUCUUUGUCAGUCUCCAAGUCUAUGUCCAUCUGCAACUUUCUCCUUUCCAUAAACUUCUAUGUAAUCUGAUCCUGCAGGCAGGCUUUCUUAACUGAAAAUAGAUCUGGGCAAUGAAUAUAAAGUUUCCGAUAUUCAUCUGUACAAUUUGUUUAUGGGUAAAAAAAUAAAAAAAUAAAUGACCGCUAGGCCUUUACCACUAUCAAUUCUUCCUAAGUCUGAUUGAUAAGCAUAUUUGCCAAAUUGGGAUACACUUGUAAAUUCCAUCCCAGUUUGAACUGCAAAUGCGGUCUGGUUCAUAGGCAGUCCUACAAAAAAAUUUGACUGAAAAAGUGUGGACAUUUCAGAAAUACUCAUUAUGGAAAAGCCCACUAAACAACUUUACAUAAAUCAAUAGUGCAAGUGAUAAUAAGAAACUCUUAUUAGAAAAAAAAUCCCUUUGCUCCUCCCUCCGCCUCCUAAAUUAUUUAUUCACACUAAAAUUACUUAUCCAAAACCUCUCCAGAUGGUACAUGGCCUUAUAUUCUCACUGACAGAUCAGGAUAUAUGCUGUCCUAAACCAGAAUAAAGUUUAAAAAUAAA
This is a messenger RNA of Bufo gargarizans (Asiatic toad), 4641 nucleotides long. Its product is annotated as sulfate transporter-like. Gene Ontology annotation, cellular component: membrane. Lineage: Eukaryota; Metazoa; Chordata; Amphibia; Anura; Bufonidae. Gene Ontology annotation, biological process: transmembrane transport. The record is from RefSeq and is a predicted model, not a curated record. Bases 42 to 2240 code for a protein of 732 amino acids. Gene Ontology annotation, molecular function: sulfate transmembrane transporter activity; bicarbonate transmembrane transporter activity; oxalate transmembrane transporter activity. The transcript has 3 exons.